AUGCCACGCAUCAAAGCCCCUACACACAAAAGCUCCUCCAAAUCCAAAUCCAAAUCCCACAGACCCUCUCUUCCUACACCCCCCAAACCCAAACGCAACAAAAAUUCUUACAGCAACGGUGCGCUGAAACCCAUAUUCAGUGGCUGCAACAUGUCACUCGCAGGCGACUUCAUCGCUGAGCAUCCCGGUCCCAACGCCGAAUCUCAAUGGAACUAUGAGAAAAUCAGUAAAUGGAUUACUGUUCAUGGGGGCGAUUAUGCAAGGGAAGUGGAUGAAUAUACGACGCAUUUGAUUGUGACUAUCAAGGAGUAUAAGAAGAAGGGGACUCAGGUCCGCAAAGCAAUGGCUAUGGGGAAACGAUGCCAUAUAGUUGUCAUCGAUUGGCUAGUCGAUUGUUUGACCUUGAAAACUAAUAAGAAAAAGAAACUCGUCGUGACGGGAUAUACACUUGGUCGUGUAAUCCGUCGUUUACAUCAUACUGAAGACCAGAAGAUCAAGUAUCGACAGAGAUUCGAGGAGAAUGUGAAAGCGAGCAAGGAAUUAUGUGAUGAUCGACUUCAUCAUGUUUAUGUCGAUCAGACGAAUUUCGAAUACAAAGUCGUUCUCACCCGUGUUCUUUUGCAUGGCAAAAAUAAAAAUCAGAAAUAUACGGUCUAUCUCUUCGAAUCCAAUGCUCAACCACAUACCUAUAUGGCUGGAGCAAAACUAACAACUACCUACCAAAGUCCCUCUUAUCUUCGAGAAGAUUGUCGUCCUAAAAUAUUUGCCGACGCCUUCCUCGAUUUUAAAAAUAUAUUCAAAUCUAAAACCGGUAUCGAAUGGGACGAUCGCUAUGAACCCCUCCCAGAAAGCCAUCCUAAAGAUCUAUUCCGAUUUCAAAGACCUACCCUAGGACGACCAAUGGGCAUGCUACCUUCUUGGCGCAAAGCACCCAGCUGGAAAGAUAUCGAAUCUGAUUCCAUCCUCCACGAAACGGGAGUCGAUUCCUGCGGUGAAGAAAUCCGGGAUAGAAAUGAAGAAGCCGAAGACGAAAGCAGCGAAGUCGAGAAAAAAGAACGCGAAAACGAGAGGAGAAAAGAGAGGAUGAUGAUGAUGGAGAGAACUCGAGUGACCGAGGAGAGAAAGCGAAAAGAAGAAUUCGAAUAUGAUAGUGAUAGUGAGGUGGAUGAUGACGAGGCGUUCGAUGAGUUGAUGAGAGAUUCUGUUUCUGCUCCUGUGUCUACACAUCGUCACGCACAUCUUGCACAGCUUCCCAGAUCGCAAAAUGGGAUGGUUACGCAAAAAGAAACUGUGAUUGUUAUAUCAGAUUCAGAUACCGAGACGAAUAGCAGUGAUCCGAAUACCGAGGAUGAGGAAAUGGAAAAUCCAACAUCUCCUCCCAGAACUCCCACCACCAACCACAUCUCGCGAACACAACGCUCUUUUCCCGCCUCGGGAAAUUCUGUCGAUGAUGCUAUCAUCUUAUAA
Messenger RNA from Botrytis byssoidea, 1467 nucleotides. RefSeq lists its product as uncharacterized. The transcript has 5 exons. The coding region runs from base 1 to 1467 and encodes 488 amino acids. The record is from RefSeq and is a predicted model, not a curated record. NCBI's taxonomy places the organism in Eukaryota, Fungi, Ascomycota, Leotiomycetes, Helotiales, Sclerotiniaceae.